Molecule: messenger RNA, 243 nt
Organism: Pyricularia grisea
Lineage: Eukaryota; Fungi; Ascomycota; Sordariomycetes; Magnaporthales; Pyriculariaceae
Exons: 2
Coding region: 1-243 (80 amino acids)
Molecular function (GO): DNA binding
Source: RefSeq, a predicted model, not a curated record
AUGAAACAGCACCAUGGUACAGCAGGCGACCCCACAUCCUCCACUGAACCGGAAACUUUGUCUUUCGAUAAGAUCACAUCGAUGAAAGAAUAUACCGAAGAAGAGAUCGAACGAGCCAUCGAUGCGGUCGAAGCCGGCUUAUCUAUUAAACAGGCCUCGAUCCAAUGGGGUAUACCAAGGAGCACUUUACGCGGCCAUGUUUACGGCGCCCAAUCUCGCGAACGAGCCUGGGAACCUACUUAA